AUGAUGGCAUUUGUCAUGGAGAAAUGGUUCUGUACGCCCAAAGAAUAUUUGCACUUCUAUGCUGCUCAUGAUCCCAGCGCCUCAACACCGGGAAAAAAGCCGGAGCAUAUGCAUGAUUUCCAAGCGAAGACCAGUCUCAAGUACUUGUCUGGAAAACACCUCCUAGCAAUCUCAGAGAGAUACCUUUCAGUUCUCAAGAACAGGCUAGUUGGGCUCGAGAUUCCAACUGAUAGUUGGAUAGAGAUCUCGGAUUUUUACACAUGGCUGCAGAGUCAGAUUACUCCCUCGGUUAUUGAAGCUAUGAUGGGUUUGCAACUGCUAGAAAUGUAUCCUGGCAUCGUGGAGGACUUUUGGGAAUUCGAGCAUCAGGUCCCCAACUAUUCCCGUGGCUUGCCUCGGUGGAUGAUUCCAUCGGAAUACAAGACUCGGGAUCGCUUGCUGGCGAAUAUCAAAGCAUGGAAUCGGCUCGCAAAUCGCGAAUCGGAUUAUAGGCAGCAUGGGGAAGACGGGCCCGAGUGGGAUAAAUUCUUCGGGUCCAAAUACAUCAAAGCGCGUGAAGAUUAUAUGAGGAAGUAUGGCAUGAAUAACGACUCAAUCGUAUCGGAGAACCUUGCCCUUCUUUUUGGAUCUAAUGCAAAUGCCGUUCCCGCUGUUUUCUGGUAUAUUCUCGAAUCUUUCAAGGACUUGGAAUUACAAGAAAAUCUCAAGAUCGAGCUCCAAGGUUGUCUGAAGCCCGAAACUGGCGAUUUGGAUAUUCCCAAGUUUUCCACUAAACCUUUGCUGCAAUCCACUUACGCAGAAGUAUUACGCCUCCGCGUCACAACCACCACAAUACGCACAAAUGAAGAUGCCAACUUCAGGCUAGAUUCAGAUUAUACUAUUGGCAAAAAUAUAAUAAUGACAAUAUUCUCUUCGGUUACGGCUUAUAACAGACAAGCCUGGGCAGCCACAAGACCCGAGAGCGUUGCCAAACCUCUGGAUGAAUUCUGGCCAGAACGCUUUCUUGUUCAAAAGGACAAAGAUGCAAAAUUCAGUCUUGAAGGCUUGGCUGAAUGUUGGAUGCCUUACGGUGGAGGUCACCGUAUGUGCCCAGGUCGCCAUUUCGCCAAGAAUGAAAUCAUUGGCACGCUGGGAUUGCUCUUGGAAUUGUUUGAAUGUGAGCUGGUCGAUGUUCAGCAAGCUGAACAGGUCAGGCCGGACACACGAUGGGCGCCAUACGGGACGUUACCACCUACGAAGAAGGUGGCCGUGAGACUUCGAAGACGUGCAGGAUGA
Messenger RNA from Penicillium crustosum, 1275 nucleotides. RefSeq lists its product as uncharacterized. Gene Ontology annotation, molecular function: steroid hydroxylase activity; oxidoreductase activity, acting on paired donors, with incorporation or reduction of molecular oxygen; iron ion binding. Bases 1 to 1275 code for a protein of 424 amino acids. The record is from RefSeq and is a predicted model, not a curated record. The transcript is spliced from 2 exons. NCBI's taxonomy places the organism in Eukaryota, Fungi, Ascomycota, Eurotiomycetes, Eurotiales, Aspergillaceae.